GAGAGAGAGAGAGAGAGAGAGAGAGAGAGAGAAAGACGGGGGGAGUGAACACGGCACGGAGAGCCAGAGUUACUUUGCGGGACGCAUUUCGUCGUAACUUCAGAUAGUUAAAACUCCACUACUCUGCUUGAGUUGAGACGUCGGCAGUCGCACCUCCGAAACACUCAUCCACGGUAGAAAAGUUAUUUACCGUUUCUUUUCCUGUUCCCCUGUUCGUUCUGCACUUUGAGCCCGUGUCUAAUGGAGGGCCCAGUACGGAUUUGCCAUCAGAAGAAUGAGCUUUUCUGCUAGUUCGCCCGGCUGGUUGCAGGUUUUACCCUCCUGCAAGAGAGGUGUGCUGACCAGACGUCAGGUGUGUGUGUGUGUGUGUCGGGUGUGUGUGUGUGUGUGUUUUGGUGUGGGUCUGGGUGGCAGGCGAUCAGCAGGGCUGAGUGGUCACUAUGGCUGGUGGUCUGAGGGUUCUCUGCACUGUGCUUUGUCUCAGCCAAGUGCUCCUACUCUGUGUUGCGUCUCCGUCUCUGUCGUUCCGUGCUGAGCCCAUGUCAGUAAUACUGAGUCAGGGUAGUACAGUCCAUCUGCGCUGCUCGGUACGACCCAAGUCUGCCAGCCUCUCCCUGUCCUGGCGCUUUAGGGGUCAGCUCUUGGACCCUGUCACCCUGCCCGGGGUAGAGUUGAGCCAGAACAGGGGCUCCCUGGUCCUGUCUUCCCUUCAACACAUCCACCAGGGACUGUACCAGUGUGUGGCUCAGUCAGACGCAGGGGCCAUCGUCAGCCGGCACGCACGCGUAGCUAUCGCAGAUAUAGGAGAGUAUGGUGAGAUGCGCCGCCGUUCGUUGGUGGUCCACGAGGGUAGCAGUGUUGUGAUCGAGUGCCCUCUGCCCCCCAGCAACCCCCCUGCUCUGCCUCGGCUACGGGUCCGAGGGGAGUGGCUAGAGAAAUCCAUAGAUGACUAUAUAGUCCUCCCAUCUGGGAACCUUCAGAUCCUCUCUGUUUCCCCCCAACAUGGGGGCAUGUAUAAGUGUGGCGCGUACAACCCUGUAACCAUGGAGACCAGAGUAGAGGCUCAAGGUACCAAGCUGACUGUCAAACCCUCUGACGACCCCUCCCCACGGAGGAUAGUAUACCCCAUCACCCCUACUACUCUAUCAGUGGAACGUUCCAGCAUGCUGGUGUUGGAGUGUGUGGUGUCGGGCAGUCCGUUGCCCGCUGCCCAGUGGCUGAAGAAUGGGCAGGAGGUGGCACUACCAGCCGUGCCAGCAGGGAACAGCAGGAGACACAACAACCUGGUCCUACUGAACCUGAAGAGGAGUGAUGGAGGGAACUACCUGUGUUCUGUUACCACGGAGACAGGGAGGAAUCUACUUAGCGUCAACUAUACUGUGAAUGUGCUCGAGGAGGCAUCUGUCCUGAGGAGUCUGUCUGACCAGACUGUCUCACCUGGAGAUGCCGCUCGCUUCACCUGCGUUGCAAAGGGAAACCCCACCCCCAAUGUCACCUGGCUCUUCAACUCUGCCCCCAUCGCCCCCUCGCCCCGCCUCCAAAUUUCAGGCUCCUCCCUCUGCAUCAAAGGGGUGACAUCACAGGACGUCGGUGUGUACCAGUGCCUGGUGGACAACGUGAUUGGCUCAGCCCAGUCAGCUGGCAGGCUCACCCUCCAAUCAGAAGAAGAACCUCAGCCUGGUUCCACCACUGAUAUUCUGAUCGACGCUCCACACACCUCCGUCCACCCAAUCCAGAGCGACGAGGGAGAUGAGCUCCUCCCACCCGAGGAGGAAGGGGAAGGGCUAGGGGAGGGGCUAGGAGAAGGGGAUGGGCUAUGGGACACCAUGGGCCAACCAACAGAGAGGAGCAGCGACCGGCCCACUCCUGAAGCACCAAUCAUUACUAGCCCUCCUCAGACUCACAAACCUGAUGUCUAUGACCUGGAGUGGAGGGCGGGCCGUGACUGGGGACAUCCAAUCAAUGCAUACUUUGUCAAGUACCGCAAGGUUGAUGAUGUGACGUGGGUGGUGGGUAGCUGGCAUACGGUUCGUGUGCCCGGAAGUGAAAAGACCCUCCGUCUGUCUGAGCUGGAGUCGUCCAGUCUGUACGAGGUUCUGAUGGUGGCUCGCAGCGUCGCAGGAGAAGGACAACCAGCCAUGCUCACCUUCCGGACCGGAAAAGAGAAGAGCCCAGCUGUCAGUAACAAUCCAUCCAAGCCUCCGGUGGUCUCUGUCCCUGCUAAAGUCCCAGAGGACAAGACUUCGAAUACACACUUUGGAGUGGUCAUCCACGAAAGAGUUCCCGAGGCCCCUGAUAGGCCCACCAUCUCCAUGGCGACGGAGAGUUCUGUUUACGUCACGUGGAUCCCGCGGGCUAACGGGGGCUCUCCAAUCACAGCGUUCCGCGUGGAGUAUCGUCGCCAGGGCCGCAGCGCCGAGUGGGUCGUUGCCGCCGACAACAUCUCUCCUCUCAAACUGUCUGUGGAAGUACGCAGUCUGGAACAUGGCUCCACCUAUAAAUUCCGUGUUCUAGCUAUGAACCAGAAUGGGGACAGUCCUCACAGCGCCACCUCUAGGCCGUACCAGGUGUCAGCAGCGAGCCCACGCUUCUCAGACCGCCCGGUGGCCGGACCGCACAUCUCCUCUACAGACGCCGUCAGCGACACUCAGAUCAUGCUACGCUGGACAUACACCCCUUCUAGCAACAACAACACACCCAUCCAAGGAUUCUACAUCUACUACAGACCUACUGAUAGUGACAAUGACAGUGAUUACAAACGGGACGUAGUUGAAGGUCUGAAACAGUGGCACCUGAUAGGUCAGCUCCAGCCAGAGACAUCCUAUGACAUCAAGAUGCAGUGUUUCAACGAUGGGGGAGAGAGUGAAUAUAGCAACGUCAUGAUCUGUGAGACCAAAGCGCGGCAGCCCCCAGGUGUCCCCAGCCAGCACCCCAUCACCCCACCAGGACCCUACCCCCCAGACACCCCCACCCCGCCCGGGGGCCUGCUGUACCUGAUCGUGGGCUGUGUUCUAGGGGUCAUGGUCCUCAUCCUUCUCGUCUUCAUCACCAUGUGUCUGUGGAGGAACCGUCAGCAGAAUACCAUGCACAAGUACGACCCCCCAGGCUACCUCUACCAACCUGCGGAGAUGAACGGCCAUGUUCUAGAGUACCCCACCCUGCCUGGUAGCAGCCGGAUCAACGGUGGGGUCCACGGGGGCUACGGGCACAGCGGUCUACCCCAGGGCUGCCACCACCUGCACCACAAGCUGCCUAACGGCCUGGCGCUGCGUAAUGGGUCUGCUGGGUACCCAUCACACAGCCACGAUGCCUCCUUACCACACAGCACCAUGGAGUAUGAGCACUCUGUCCCUCACCACCACCACAAUGGAGAAGGUGUGUACACAGCCCUGCACCAGAAUGACCCGUCUGACUGUAUGAGUUGCCAGAACUUCUGCAACAACAACAGAUGUUACAUGAAGACCAACGGUACAUUCUCUAGUGGUGGCGGUGGGUCUCUGCCCCUAAUGCAGCGCAUGGCAUCGUGCCAGCAGCUGGAUGGAGGGCUGGGUCUGGAGAUGGUUCCUCUGGGCCAGGUCUCUCCUCACUGCCUGGGCCUCCUCUCUGGGGAGAGAGACACAGAGUCUGGGGACCAGGACCCAGAGGAGGACUCAUCUCCGUCCCAGACCUCCUGCUGUACUCUUGGGGACCACCACCACCAACACUGCCCUGGAGACGACUACACAGCUGAUGAUGAGCCUGUGGUGUGUGUGGACUCUGAGGCAGUGUGUUGGGAGAGCCUGGGUCUGUGUCACCUAGACCUAAGAAAACCAGUUUGGAUCUCUACAGACAGCCUGACUCUGGCCUUGCAGGCAGACCUGAUCCAGCCUAACCCCCAGGAGGUCUGAACACAGCCCACACACAGCCCCCCUGCCUGGGGUACAGAGGAGACAAGGGAGAGGCGGACAACCAGAGUGAACCAGAGAGGAGAAGGAACAGACAGACGUUGUUUUGGAUAAAAGAGGACCCAGUAUGUUCAUGGUCAGAGACUGUACGUGACACGGUGAAAAGGUCAUUAACCUGACUGGAAUACAGCUGGGACAGACGAAUGGACGGGAAAGAGAGAGAGGAUGAUGGAUGGAAAGAGAGAGAGGAUGACCAAACGGAGGGAUGAAUGGAGAGACUGUGGAGGAGGAGGAGGAGGAGGAGGAGGAGGAGGAGGAGGAGACUCAGAACGGAAAACUCCAAGCCACCCGACAGAGAGGAGGGAGGACUCCUAAAACAAAACAAAAUAAAACUCUUUAGAUUACUUAUUUAUUUUUUGUAGUAGUACAAUAUUAUUUCAUAUCUGUUUUAAAGGCCCAGUGCAGUCAAAAAACAUGAUAUUUCUGUGUUUUAUAAAUACUUCUACACUGAGGUUGGAUUCGUACUGUGAAAUUAUGAAAAUGAUAAUAAUGCUCUUUUAGAGCUGUUUGAAACGACCGCCUGAAAUUUUGGCCUUUCUGGUGACAUCACCAGUUGGUAAAUUAGUUUGACCAAUAAGAAAGAGAGUUCCAAACCUCUCAGCCAAUAACAGCUCGAGUUCAGUUUUCCCCUCCCCAUUCAGACCACGUCCAGACAGUCCUACCAAAACUCUUGUUGAGAAAUUGUUCUUUACUAAGAAGCUAUUUUUUGUUUUGUUUUUGACCAUUUUCAUUGAAUGAAAUCACAGUAAGAUACUUAAUUGUUACCCAGAAAGGAUUUGAUAUUUGAGAUAAAACUGCUGCAUUGGACCUUUAAGAACAAAACAGUUUGUCUUUUAUAUUAUUUAUGCCUUUUUGGAUGAGAAAUAUUCUUUAUUUUUUGUUGUUUUAUUUGUCGUUCUGUGUUCCGCCAUGCGGUGUGGAGUUUAGACAUUGUACGUGUAAAGUUUUCUAAUAAUAUAAAGAGAAGAGAUUUGAAGAGUCAAA
Oncorhynchus masou masou (cherry salmon) is the source of this 4928-nucleotide messenger RNA. RefSeq names its product cell adhesion associated, oncogene regulated (gene cdon). The record is from RefSeq and is a predicted model, not a curated record. Gene Ontology annotation, biological process: cell-cell adhesion. Lineage: Eukaryota; Metazoa; Chordata; Actinopteri; Salmoniformes; Salmonidae. Gene Ontology annotation, molecular function: protein binding.